AUGGCAUACCUUGUUUUAUAUGUUGAUGACAUCAUUUUGACAGCAAAUACUGAUCAUCUUCUUGGCAAAUUUAUUACAUUGAUGAAACGAGAGUUUGCCAUGACUUACUUUGGCCCGCUGCAUCAUUUUUUGGGUAUUUCUGUUAACCUCUCAUCUUCAGGCCUCUACUUGUCUCAUUCAGUUUACGGGAAGGACAUCAUUGCUCGUGCAUCUAUGAAAAACUGUAAUCAUGUGGCCACACCAGUUGAUACCAAUUCGAAACUAAGUGCAACAUCCGGUCCUGUGAUCGAGGAUCCUACUUUAUACCGAAGCCUGGCUGGGGCUCUUCAGUAUCUCACCUUCACUAGACCAGACAUUUCUUAUGCAGUUCAUCAGGUUUGUUUGUUUAUGCAUGACCCUAGGGAGCCUCACAUGCAGUCCCUUAAGCGGAUCCUUCGUUAUCUUCAGGGUACUCUUGAUCAUGGCUUGUUCCUGUCUGCUACUACACUCACUGGAUUAACUGCUUAUUCUGACGCUGAUUGGGAUGGGUGUCCGGAUUCCCGUCGAUCCACUUCCGGAUACUGCAUCUUUCUAGGUGACAACCUAGUUUCCUGGUCUUCUAAGCGUCGGGAAACUUUCUCUCGCUCAAGUGGUGAGGCUGAAUAUCGGGGAGUGGCCAAUGCUGUUGGAGAGACUACUUGGCUUCGCAACUUACUUCUUGAGCUUCAUCUACCUCUACGACCUGCCACCAUUGUAUAA
Papaver somniferum (opium poppy) is the source of this 738-nucleotide messenger RNA. RefSeq lists its product as uncharacterized. The coding region runs from base 1 to 738 and encodes 245 amino acids. The transcript has a single exon. The record is from RefSeq and is a predicted model, not a curated record. Lineage: Eukaryota; Viridiplantae; Streptophyta; Magnoliopsida; Ranunculales; Papaveraceae.